AACUCUUGGACAUGUUGGCAGAUGCAGGUCCAAUAGGUGUGUGUAAUUUCCGCCAUCUAUUACCCACUAUGCAAGAUGCUGCAUAUGGUGCCCAUAGCGAAGAGAGCGUGACACAAACAACAACACGAAGCAUAGUAUAUUGUGUUGGUGAUCUUGAACUUUAGUUUUGCUCAACUCUCACACUGUCUUUGCCAGACGGCAUGGAUGAUGCUGAAUCGCUGAUCAUCAAGGACGACGGCUUCUGAGUGCUUUCAUCCUUUGGCCUCUGAAUGUAUUGGCUAGCUGCUUUGUUUUCUCAAAAUGGUCAACGAAACAAGUGUUCCUUUCAUAGUCGGACAUGGCUGUUGUGUCCGACUUUCCCUUGUUGUUGCACCACAUUCCUUUCAUGCAAUAUGCCAAGUCCGUGUCGUGCCCGGACAGCCCGUCGGUAGACGUCGUGUGCGGAGACCGGCCGGUACCCUCGACGUUGAUUGCCUGUUGCACAAUGUCAGCACCCGGCCGGUUAGUGGUUGUUGGAUGGGGCGGGAUCACAGAUGUCUUCCUCGGAUAUACCCCGCCAUAUCAUAACGUCAUCCGUCUAAACCCCACCAUUUAUAAGCCGCCGCUUUCAACGUCUUCCGUUCUAAUCAACGGCGUUUAUGUGUCUAUUAACAGCGUGUUUUAUAUCGGUUUUUAUUUUCCUGCCACUCACCAAUUCAGUCACUCAUCGAAACGCUCAGCCUGAAAUUCUGACAAAAUGCCUGAUCUCAUGAAAGCAGUCGACAUCAAAAACGGCAAAGGCCCCGCCUCAGCCAUCUUCAUCAACCCCUCCACCCCCAUCCCCCAUCCCCCAGCAGGCCACGCCCUCGUCAGAAUCAAGGCCUUUGGCCUCAACCGUAUGGAUCUCCUCCAAAGAGAAGGGAACUACCCCCUCCCUCCCCAGGCACCGUCCACCCUAGGAGUAGAAUUCAGCGGCACGAUCGUCUCUUUCGGUGGAGACGAGCCAAACCAGGAACACGAGCACUUCAAGAAGGGAGACGAGGUCUUCGGUUUGGCUUAUGGUGGGGCGUAUGCGGAGUACAUCUCUGUCUCUACCCGGAUGCUCUUGCAUAAACCGAACUGGUUGUCGUUUGAGCAGGCGGCUGGGAUACCAGAGACGUGGAUUACCGCGCUUCAAGCGUUGGAUUUUGUGCUGGGGGGUGCGGAGGGGAAGACGAUACUGUGGCAUGCUGGGGCGAGCUCGGUGUCGAUUUCGGGGAUACAGCUGUCGAGAGUGUCGGGGGCGAGGGAGAUAUAUGCUACGGCUGGGACGGGGGAGAAGAUCAAGUUCAUUGUGGGGACGUUGGGGGCGACGAAGGGGUUUAAUUACAAGAGCGAGGAUUGGGUGAAGGGGGUUUUGGAGGCUACGGGUGGGAAGGGGGUGGAUCUUAUUGUUGAUUUUGUUGGGGGGAGUUACUUUGAGAAGAAUCUGGAUGUGGUGGCGAGGGAUGGGAGGCUUGUGAUGCUGGGGCUGAUGGGGGGCAUGCAGACGCCGGAUAGGGUUAAUAUUGGGAAGCUGUUGUAUAAGAGGGUGAGGGUGGAGGGGAGUACGUUGAGGAGUAGGGAUGAGGAGUAUCAGGGGAAGCUGAGGGAUAGGUUGGAGCAGGAGUAUCUUCCAAAGUUUGAGAAGGGUGAGCUGAAGGUGUUUGUUGAUAGGGUUUUGCCUUGGGAGGAGAUUCAGAAGGGACAUGAGGUGUUGGAGGGGAAUGAGACCAUGGGGAAGGUCAUUUGCACAAUCUCAUAAGCAUGAGAGAAUCUUUACGGAGCCCCCUAUUUGUCUUACUAGCGGCCCCCCUCCCUAUCUACCGAUUUACUCACCUUCCCUGUAACAUAGUAGAAGGCCUGGCCAUGUAGUUUGAACCCCACAUAGCAGGACAGCCUUAAACCCUGCUCUGUUGGAGGAGGGACUUUAUUUAGUUCGGUGGGGGAAAGGCUAACUAAGGAUAUUGAUGGGAUUGGAGGUCCGUUGGAAUCUCUACUUACAGGACUUACGCCCUCUGUUGCAAAUCGGGAAGCCUACCUUGGCUUAGAAUGGUAUGGGGAGCUGUAUCAAUUUGUGGCCAGUGGUAAGGUAGAGGACCUGUUGGAUCGAUAUACCCUCUAGAAACGAGAUUCUCUACUACAAGAUUGGGUCGAUAGGCAUGUUGAUCUCCGCCUCAGGGAUGGGACGAGAUACCUUACUCACCAGCCCCAAGCUCCUCAUAUUCACCAUACAUCUCCUGCACCAAUACCUCAGCCUCACUAACGCUUGCUUGCGCUCGAAUUUCCAUUUGCUCGCC
Messenger RNA from Podospora pseudocomata, 2297 nucleotides. RefSeq lists its product as uncharacterized. Lineage: Eukaryota; Fungi; Ascomycota; Sordariomycetes; Sordariales; Podosporaceae. Bases 737 to 1762 code for a protein of 341 amino acids. The transcript is spliced from 2 exons. The record is from RefSeq and is a predicted model, not a curated record. Gene Ontology annotation, molecular function: oxidoreductase activity, acting on NAD(P)H; NADPH binding.